Chionomys nivalis (European snow vole) is the source of this 3711-nucleotide messenger RNA. RefSeq names its product solute carrier family 31 member 1 (gene Slc31a1). The record is from RefSeq and is a predicted model, not a curated record. Gene Ontology annotation, molecular function: copper ion transmembrane transporter activity. Lineage: Eukaryota; Metazoa; Chordata; Mammalia; Rodentia; Cricetidae. The transcript has 5 exons. Bases 184 to 753 code for a protein of 189 amino acids. Gene Ontology annotation, biological process: copper ion transmembrane transport. Gene Ontology annotation, cellular component: membrane.
CGGUGGCCUCUGCUGCGGUCGUGGGACACGUCGAGCCGGGCAGUAGUGGCGGGGGCUUGGGAGAAGUCCAGACCGGGUGAGGGGAUCCAGUUCCGAGAGGAAGGCAGCGCGGCGGAGCUCGUCCUGGAAAGACUUUUCUGCUGACUGUCAUCUUUUUCUGGAAAACUGGAUCCUUCCGAACAUAUGGGGAUGAACCAUAUGGGGAUGAACCAUAUGGGGAUGACCCACAUGGACAGCAACAGUACCGUGCCACCUCACCAUCACCCAACCACCUCGGCCUCACAUUCCCACGGUGACGGCAUGAUGAUGACUAUGACCUUCUACUUUGGCUUUAAGAAUGUGGAACUCUUGUUCUCUGGUUUGGUAAUCAACACACCUGGAGAGAUGGCUGGAGCUUUCGUAGCUGUGUUUUUACUAGCAAUGUUUUAUGAAGGACUCAAGAUCGCCAGAGAAGGUCUGCUGCGUAAGUCUCAAGUCAGCAUUCGCUACAAUUCCAUGCCUGUCCCAGGACCAAACGGAACCAUCCUUAUGGAGACACACAAAACUGUUGGGCAACAGAUGCUGAGCUUCCCCCACCUCCUGCAGACAGUGCUGCACAUUAUCCAGGUGGUCAUCAGCUACUUCCUCAUGCUCAUCUUCAUGACCUACAAUGGGUACCUAUGCAUCGCAGUAGCAGCAGGGGCGGGGACAGGAUACUUCCUCUUCAGCUGGAAGAAGGCAGUGGUAGUGGACAUCACAGAGCAUUGCCAUUAACAUCAGACUCCACAUGUGGCCUUAGCGAUUGCUGUGGGAAGCAUCUUGGGACCGAAAGAUAUGAUUCCCUCUCCAAUCAUCCCUUCUCUCUCCUGUCUCUAUGCACACACACUUACUGAAUAGAGGCUUAGUUGACUGUCUCUGAGUAGUGGUUCUUCUAAUAAGAUGAAAUUGACAUUUCUCUUGAGAAGUCACCUGUGGGAUGUCUUCUCCCUCAUAAUCCUGAGCCUUGUCUAAUCCAGGUAGCUUCCUAGUUAAUAACUUGGUUAUCUGCUUUUUAUUUUUCUGUUUUGGGGGUUUUGUGUAUUUUUGUUUUAAAUAGAUAAUAUGUGGGUGGAAUUCUGGGUCAGUGAUAGAAAAGGAUUUUAACUUCAAACACAAUUGAUGGUAAUUAGGGACAUCUCACCCAACUUGGGACUUCAGUUUCAUACUAGAAAAUAAUCUCAGCUUAACUCAGUGAGUGGGAACACAUAGUGCCUUUCUCUAGGUGUGAUGUGUUACACCAAAGUACUGGUAGAGCGUGGAGAGUGGUUAGGGACUACAGGCAUCGAGUUUGUGGAGUAGGUAUUCUUGCUCUCUCAUCAACUUGUGUUUCCACGUAACACUUUGAUUAGAAAUGAACUUACCAAUCAAAACAAAAACAGAACAAUCAAUUUGAGACUAUAGAAAUAGAGAUUGUUAAAUAAAACCAUUGGCAUUUUCCUUUGACUCAGACAUUGGUUUGUCCCAAAUGAACAAAGCAAAAGUUUGUAAUUUUUUCCUAUUAUUGUGUGUUUUCCUCGAAACAAAUGAUUUUCAAACUUUAGAAUGUUUCAGAGUCACCAGAGGGCUUCUUGUUAAGACAAUACUUGGUGGACCUCAAUCCUAGUGCUACCACAUUUUCAUUUCUAAGUUUCUAGGUGAUAUUUCUGCUGACAAUCUAGAGGAUUACCCUGAGUUGGCAUUAAAAUAGCAAAGUUGUACCUGGAAGGGACAGAGGGUGGGGCUACCUGGUACCCAGCAUGAGAAUCUGAACUGCUGGUUGGUAGGUGGUGUCUUGGGCAUGUGUCACACCUAAAUGCUGCUGGCUAAUACUUAGUCAUUCCACAAACUUUUAUUUAGCUCCAGAUACACUUUCUGUGUGCUCACAACACACUCGUGUGGACUAUAGCCAGAGUGCACACAUGUAUACAAAGUCUCUAGUCCUUUCUGUGUGCUCACAACACACUCGUGUGGACUAUAGCCAGAGUGCACACAUGUAUACAAAGUCUCUAGUCCUUUCUGUGUGCUCACAACACACUUGCAUAGAUCACAGUGGCCAAAACCCCUUUUCUCAGUAAAUCCCACUGAAUGUUCUGUCAAUCAUUAGUCUGCAGGCUUGUUCCCAAACUACCUCUUUAAAGUGAUUCUUCCUAUGCUAGUCUGUUAUACCCUGCCCUUUUUGGUGCUAGAUCCAGUUGUGCCUCGGAGCAGAAGAAACAAACCUGCUGUCUUGUUGGCCAGUAUUGUGAUUCUGAAGUUUGUACUUUCUAUGGGUGCCAAUUAAACAUCGAGAACAAGGAAUAUAUACUUUGGUGGCUUUGAACCAAGAAAGGGUUAUAAGCCUACUGGAUGAACGCUAAAAAAUCUAAGAAGUUAACUUUAGAGCUUUGCUUUUCUCUUAGUUCAAUCUUGCACAGUGAAUGACAGGUACUGACAGAGCCCAACUUUAUAGUGCAAAUCGCCUGUUGUUCAAGGAAUAAUAAACCCAGGGCAAGACAGAAACCACAUAGUGGUGACCCUGGUGCUUUCUAGAGAUCUCCAGAUGAGCUGCUAUAAAACACCUUCCAGGGGCUGAGAUGCAGCUCAGAUAUGGAUCACUUCUCUAGCAUAAGUCAGGUUAAAAUAUAGCCUUGUUUAACCCCAAAAAUCCUAAAAAUAAAGCAUAUGCUAUAAGAAACAGGACCUUAUCAGUAAGGUGAGAAGAACCAAGGCCAGUUAGGACAAGGUGCUAUGAGUCUGAAACCAAGAGAAACCUCACUCUGACAUGGUUCUUCAGGGGAGAUUCAGGUUAGAAGCGGUCUACUACAAACCUGCACUUGAAGCCGGGCGGUGGUGGCGCACGCCUUUAAUCCCAGCACUCGGGAGGCAGAGGUCGGCGGAUCUCUGUGAUUUCAAGUUUCGAGGCCAGCCUGGUCUACAAGAGCUAGUUCCAGGAUAGGAACCAAAAGCUACGGAGAAACCCUAUCUCGAAAAAUCCAAAAAAAAAAAAAACCAAAAAAACAAAAAAAACCCUGCACUUGAGAUCCCAGACUAGGUUCUAGAGGGUGUGGUUAGUACAGGAAGAGGUAAAGCUUAAAUCAUAUGCUCUUGAACUUUAAUGCCCAGCUCCUGUGUGUCUGGAUUUCUUUCGCACCUGCCUACUUUUCCCUUUCUGUCUUUAUCCCAGGCAGCUUAGUUUUUAAAGUCUGUUUCCUGAUGCAGUAGACAUUCAAUGCUGUGGUUACAAUUAUACCAAUUAGAAGUUGGUAUUUACAAACCAGGUAGAGGUCUUAAGUUUGCUUCAAGAAGCAGUCGCCCCAUUAGAAUUUCUAUAAAGCUAGUUAAAGGAUUACCUUUCUCCAGAGUUAGAUCCAAAAUGGAAGAACACUCAACACCCCAUUGCCCACAUGUGGAACCUCCUCAGCAAUCCAUCAGAGUUUUACUACUAUGGUAAGGUUGUCCCAAACUCUCUUUCAGACUGUGGGCCUAGGUUCCUUACUAGAAUCAGGAAAGUGAGGCAGGGCGUACAUCGUAUCAUUUAAUCUUGAGCCUGCCCUUUCCAGCCACUUCCUUAGGGUCAUCUAAAUGACAAGUCUGCAUUUGACGUAAUGCCUUAAACACUGGCUCUACAUUUCACGUUGACUGUUUCAGAGACUGUGAGCUCCCAGAGAGCAGGAUUGGUGGAACGGGAAUGGUUUAAGUGUUGUGUGCAAGAGAACAAAAUAAACAUCUUGAUUU